Molecule: messenger RNA, 472 nt
Organism: Staurois parvus
Lineage: Eukaryota; Metazoa; Chordata; Amphibia; Anura; Ranidae
Source: the annotation of a GenBank genome assembly
AUGGGCCCCUGUACCGCCUCCUCAUGCUGCUGCCAGGCCCGUAAUCUGUCAUGGGCCCCUGUACCGCCUCCUCAUGCUGCUGCCAGGUCCAGAGUGUGUCAUGGGUCCCUGUACGGCCUCCCAUUGCUGCUGUCUCCAUCGCCACACUCUGCCAUGUGCCACUUUCAGGUCUCCUCACACUGCUGGUGGGUUCCAUUUUGUCAUAGGGUGCUGGCAGAUUACGGGCCUCCCAUUGCUGCUGCCAGGCCCGUAAUCUGCCAUGGGCCCCCGUACCGACUCCUCAUGCUGCUGCCAGGCCCGUAAUCUGUCAUGGGCCCCUGUACCGCCUCCUCAUGCUGCUGCCAGGUCCAGAGUGUGUCAUGGGUCCCUGUACGGCCUCCCAUUGCUGCUGUCUCCAUCGCCACACUCUGCCAUGUGAUACUUUCAGGUCUCCUCACACUGCUGGUGGGUUCCAUUUUGUCAUAGGGUGCUG